GGAAAAGUUUCCUCCUGAGCGUAUUGCAGCAGCGAUAUCAGGUUACCUUUGCCUUGGACCAACUCGAACGUUAUAAGAACUUGACGUCCUGGUACUGAUCCCUCUAGAAGGUGCAAAGUUCCCCCUUCUUCUCUCGCGCAAAGGCCUCGAAACACAUAACUCCACUUUAUCUCUCGACACGAUCUCAACACGGCAAUUUGAACUAUAACCUUGGUUAUUCGACGACACCAUGCCCCGUAUCCGCAAAAAGACUUCUAAGCGCGGCACUACGAAUCAGCGCCAGAAGAUAAAGAAGAAAGUUUCAGAGAGCCAUAGGAAGUCAAAAAAGGCUGCUAGGAAAGAUAAGGCUGCUGGCAAUGUCCACAAAAAGUCAAAGAAGGAUCCAGGUAUCCCUAACGACUUCCCUUACAAGGACCAGAUCCUAGCCGAGGCCGCUCAACAGCGUAGAGAGGCUGCUGAAGAGAGGCAGCGGAGGAAGGAAGAAAAGCGAGCCUUGCUGGGUGAUGUGAGUAGUCGGCCUGCGGACGCAGAUGCCCUAGAAGAGGACCCGGCAGAUGCUGAAGUGCUCGACGGUGUCAUGUCAUUACGGGCAGCUCCCAACGUAAGCGCCGUUAACACGACGAAUAUCUUGGAGGCUCCCAUGGACGUAACCCCGGCGUUGCCUGUUCUGCCUGGGCCGCCAUCCCUACGCGAAGUCCUGAACGCAGCAGACGUGGUCUUGCACGUUCUAGACGCCCGCGAUCCUGCGUCGAGCUUGAGUGAGAUACUCCUCGAGAGUGUUUCAGCUAAAAAGGUUGCAUUGGUGUUGAACAAAGCAGACACUAUUCCUCAAGAGUCACUCUCAAAUUGGCUGGGAUACUUGCGGCUGAAAUAUACCGUCUUCCCGGUCCGUUCUGCGUCAGGAUUGCUACCAACGGAUCCAAUUCCUCAACCAUUCAACAAAAAAUCACCUAAACCCAAAAUAGAUGAUGCAAUUGGGCUUGCCCCCAUCUGGGAGAUGUUCGACGCAGUUUGCAGCGGACUCAGCCGCGACGAGCUCACAGUUGCCUUGGUGGGCGUGACCAACUCGGGAAAAUCGUCUUUGAUGAACUCUCUUGUCAAAGCUAUGGCGGUUCCAAUUUACAGCUCAGCAUCCUCCGCCCUGGCAAGGAGACCGCAUACAACGUGCACAGCACAAGAAGUUGUAACUGAGAUACCUGGCUCUGGCGCAAAACGCGUCAAGCUCAUUGACACACCUGGAUUGAUGUUCCUUCACGCUGAAAGCGACCAGUCAGAGAGGGAAAAGGUCAGGGCUAAGGAUCUGCUCCUGCGGUGCCGAGGGAAACUCGACCGGCUGAAAGAUCCACUUUUUUGUGUGGAGCAUGUAAUGGCGCUUGCCAACGCGCAAGAUUUGAUGCUAUCGUAUAACUUACCUGCCUUCACACAAGGGGAUCCUAAUGCACUCCUUGCCUCGAUGGCAAAGGUGCAUGGGCUUGUCAAAAAGGGCGGCGUACUUGACCAUGCUGGGGCCGCUCGUAUCCUUUUACGUGAUUGGAGCACAGGCAAGCUCGUGCGUUAUACACUUCCGACGGAUGGACCAAGAAGCAACGUAGCCGACGUCAAAGACGAGAUUGUGAACAUGCUUUCUACAAAGAAGCAUUUGCGUAAGGCUGGCAAGCUGAUCCGAAUGACUACCGGGCCAACCGACACACGGCAAGUCAUAAUGGACGAAGAAUGGGAGGAGGAAUCAAGUGAAGAAGACGGUGGAGAGGAGGAGGGAGAGGAAGAUGAUGACAAAAACGGUGUCAGGGUUGAUGGCGAGGACGGCGAUGAUGACGAGGGAAUGAGUGGCGACGAGGAAGCUGCCGCUGCUGAAGCUGAAGAAGAGUCCGAUUCGGCGCCUGAGGUGACAGCACCGCCGGCGAAACGAAAGAAGACGGUGAGCUUUGCAGCUGGGAGUGGGGACAGCCACCGGAGGAAGGGGGGGUCAGCGGGCGGAAGGAAACGUAGAUAGGACCAUGUUGGGACCAUGAAUGGAAAUGGC
Messenger RNA from Coniophora puteana RWD-64-598 SS2, 2023 nucleotides. RefSeq lists its product as uncharacterized. Gene Ontology annotation, molecular function: GTP binding. Bases 230 to 1993 code for a protein of 587 amino acids. The record is from RefSeq and is a predicted model, not a curated record. Gene Ontology annotation, cellular component: nucleolus. The transcript is spliced from 8 exons. NCBI's taxonomy places the organism in Eukaryota, Fungi, Basidiomycota, Agaricomycetes, Boletales, Coniophoraceae.